Messenger RNA from Ochotona curzoniae (black-lipped pika), 1341 nucleotides. It is a transcript of the gene IMPA2, whose product is annotated as inositol monophosphatase 2. Gene Ontology annotation, biological process: signal transduction; phosphatidylinositol phosphate biosynthetic process; inositol metabolic process. The record is from RefSeq and is a predicted model, not a curated record. Bases 98 to 964 code for a protein of 288 amino acids. Lineage: Eukaryota; Metazoa; Chordata; Mammalia; Lagomorpha; Ochotonidae. Gene Ontology annotation, molecular function: inositol monophosphate 1-phosphatase activity. The transcript has 8 exons.
GUGCCGAGCCCGGUGUCCGGCGGCGGGCGCGAGGGGUCCCCGUUCCCGGGCCCGCGGAGGUGGAGGGCUGGAGGUGCCGGGGCCCGAGGAGGCCGCGAUGAGGCGCGGCAGCGAGGACGAGGCGGCGCCCGCGGGGGACCCCUGGGCGGAGUGCUUCGAGGCGGCCGUGCAGCUGGCCCUGCGCGCGGGACAGAUCAUCAGGAAGGCACUAACGGAGGAAAAGCGUGUGUCCACAAAGACCUCAGCUGCUGAUCUGGUGACAGAAACAGACCACCUAGUGGAAGACCUAAUCAUUUCAGAGUUGCGAAAGCGCUUUCCAUCGCACAGGUUCAUUGCAGAGGAGGCUGCAGCCUCUGGGGCCAAGUGCGUGCUCACCCACAGUCCAACCUGGAUCAUUGAUCCCAUCGAUGGCACCUGUAACUUCGUGCACAGAUUCCCCACCGUGGCUGUCAGCAUUGGAUUCGCUGUGCACCAAGAGCUGGAAUUCGGGGUGAUUUACCACUGCACCGAGGAGCGGCUGUACACAGGCCAGAGGGGCCGGGGCGCCUUCUGCAACGGUCAGCGGCUGCAGGUGUCCGGAGAGACAGAUCUCUCCAAGGCUUUGGUUCUGACAGAGAUCGGCCCCCGGCGGGACCCUGCCACCCUGAAGCUGUUCCUGAGCAAUAUGGAGCGGCUGCUGCACGCCAGGGCCCACGGGGUCCGAGUAAUCGGAAGCUCCACCUUGGCACUCUGCCACCUGGCCGCUGGGGCUGCUGAUGCUUAUUACCAGUUUGGCCUGCACUGCUGGGACCUGGCUGCCGCCACAGUCAUCAUCAGGGAAGCAGGUGGCAUCGUAAUGGACACUUCAGGUGGACCUCUUGACCUCAUGUCCUGCAGAGUGGUCGCUGCCGGCACCCGGGAGAUGGCAACGCUUAUAGCUCAGGCCUUACAGACUAUCCACUAUGGGCGAGACGAUGAGAAGUGACAGGUCACCUCCAACACGGAGCAGCAUGGCUGGAGGAUGAGGACAUGGCCUUCUGGGGGCUACAGGGCUCUGGGGACAGGGCCUGGUGGCCUGGGCUCUGGCCAGGCGUCUCAUCUACUGACCCUGGCUUCUCCCACUUAUGUCUUUUGUCACUGGGGUCUGGUGGUUGGCCAGGUCCUCACUCUGAUCUGACACAGCAGCCAUCUUCAGGUCGGUCCCCGUCCUCCUGUCCCUCACAGGGGACGUACAGUGGCCUCACCGCGCUCAUUUCCCCCCCAAGGCACAUCUCAGGUAAUAACGCUUUGGAACUGCUGGUAAAGCUGUCUUCUCAGGCCUUCCCCGGGUGCUUCGGAUUGCAAUAAACAGACACAAAAGCA